CCUCCUGUCUCCAUCUUAUACCCUCCCUCCUAUAUCCUCCGGCCCUUCGAUUGAAUCGACUGGCCCAUUUCUAUAUUUCUCUUUUUAAUUAGUUGUAUUAUUUUGUUCUUCUAAUCACAUCUCACAAUGCUGUCCUCUCGCAUCACCCGCGCGCUCCCGCGCACCACUCCUUUCGCUCGCGCUCCCGCUUUCAGAGUCCCCGGUGCUGCCGCUCGCAGAUGGAACUCCACCGAGGGUGGUGAGGAGAAGGUGAAGGGCCAGGUCAUCGGUAUUGACUUGGGUACCACCAACUCCGCUGUUGCCGUCAUGGAGGGCAAGACCCCCAAGAUCAUUGAGAACACCGAAGGUGCCAGAACCACUCCUUCCGUUGUUGCUUUCGCCCAGGACGGUGAGCGUCUGGUCGGUAUUGCCGCCAAGCGUCAGGCCGUUGUCAACCCCGAGAACACUCUCUUCGCCACCAAGCGUCUCAUCGGUCGCAAGUUCACCGACGCUGAGGUCCAGCGUGACAUCAAGGAGGUCCCCUACAAGAUCGUUCAGCACACCAACGGCGAUGCCUGGGUUGAGGCUCGUGGCCAGAAGUACUCUCCUUCCCAGAUUGGUGGUUUCGUCCUCAACAAGAUGAAGGAGACUGCCGAGAACUACCUCAGCAAGCCCGUUAAGAACGCUGUCGUCACUGUCCCCGCCUACUUCAACGACUCCCAGCGUCAGGCCACCAAGGACGCCGGUCAGAUCGCUGGUCUCAACGUUCUCCGUGUCGUUAACGAGCCCACUGCCGCCGCUCUUGCCUACGGUCUUGAGAAGGAGGCCGACCGUGUUGUCGCUGUUUACGAUCUUGGUGGUGGUACUUUCGAUAUCUCCGUUCUGGAGAUCCAGAAGGGUGUUUUCGAGGUUAAGUCCACCAACGGUGACACCCACCUUGGUGGUGAGGACUUCGAUAUUGCCCUUGUCCGCCAGAUUGUCCAGCAGUUCAAGAAGGAGUCCGGCCUGGACCUCUCCGGUGACCGCAUGGCUAUCCAGCGUAUCCGUGAGGCUGCUGAGAAGGCCAAGAUUGAGCUGUCUUCUUCUCUCCAGACUGAGAUCAACCUUCCUUUCAUCACUGCUGAUGCCAGCGGUGCCAAGCACAUCAACCACAAGAUGACCCGUGCCAGCCUCGAGUCCCUGGUUGACCCUCUCAUCAGCCGCACCGUUGAGCCCGUCCGCAAGGCCCUCAAGGAUGCCAACCUGCAGUCCGGUGACAUCCAGGACAUCAUCCUGGUCGGUGGUAUGACCCGUAUGCCCAAGGUCACCGAGUCCGUCAAGUCCAUGUUCGGCCGUGACCCCGCCAAGUCCGUCAACCCCGAUGAGGCUGUCGCCAUUGGUGCUGCCAUCCAGGGUGCUGUCCUUGCUGGUGAGGUCACUGACGUCCUUCUGCUCGAUGUCACUCCCCUCUCCCUCGGUAUCGAGACCCUUGGUGGUGUCUUCACCCGUCUGAUCAACCGCAACACCACCAUCCCCACCAAGAAGUCCCAGACCUUCUCCACCGCCGCUGAUUUCCAGACCGCUGUCGAGAUCAAGGUCUUCCAGGGUGAGCGUGAGCUCGUCAAGGACAACAAGCUCCUCGGAAACUUCCAGCUUGUUGGUAUCCCCCCUGCCCACCGUGGUGUCCCCCAGGUCGAGGUUACCUUCGACAUUGAUGCCGACUCCAUCGUCCACGUUGCCGCCAAGGACAAGUCCACCGGCAAGGACCAGUCCAUCACCAUUGCCUCCGGCUCCGGUCUCUCCGACUCUGAGAUCCAGUCCAUGGUUGAGGAUGCUGAGAAGUACGGUGCUCAGGACAAGGAGCGCAAGGCCGCCAUUGAGGCCGCCAACCGCGCCGACAGCGUCGUGAACGACACUGAGAAGGCUCUCAAGGAGUUCGAGGACCGCCUUGACAAGGCCGAGGCCGACCAGAUCCGCGAGAAGAUUGCCACUCUCCGCGAGUUCAUUGCCCAGAACCAGUCCGGUGAGGGCACUGCCACCGCUGAGGAGUUCAAGCAGAAGACCGACGAGCUCCAGAACGCCAGCUUGACCCUCUUCGACAAGAUGCACAAGGCUCAGUCCGAGCAGCAGCAGCAGCAGCAGAGCGGUGAGGGCGAGAACAAGGCCUAAAUGUACAACCACUGAACUCCCCAUGACUUGAACAAGCCAUGGGUGUUUCCUGUAUUUCACCUUUGCGUUAUUCCCUAGAGCCUUUCCUCUUUUUUCUCUCCGAUGUUUUAACACGCAUGAUAUGUAUACAUACCUGAUAGCUCUGACUGAUCUAUCCCUGUUCCGGUGUAUUGGUGUUUUUAUAUACUCUUUCUCAUGUUCAUUUCCCUUCUGUAUUCUGAUUUCUCUUUUCUCCAAUCCCCUCUUCAUACCUUUCUGGGCCGGGUGAGCGUUUGCACUUCUUUGACAGGAGGGCCAUCCGUUGGAACGGAUGCAUGGAGUUUACAUUUUGUAACUUAAUGACAUUACGGCUGGGAGACCACGAAAAAAAGGAUGUGGUGGGCUGGAAUCUGUGACAAUAGAAUAUGAAAUUCUCCUCUCGAUUUAA
This is a messenger RNA of Aspergillus neoniger CBS 115656, 2554 nucleotides long. Its product is annotated as Hsp70 family protein. Gene Ontology annotation, molecular function: misfolded protein binding; heat shock protein binding; ATP binding. The record is from RefSeq and is a predicted model, not a curated record. NCBI's taxonomy places the organism in Eukaryota, Fungi, Ascomycota, Eurotiomycetes, Eurotiales, Aspergillaceae. The transcript is spliced from 4 exons. Gene Ontology annotation, cellular component: mitochondrion; cytoplasm. Gene Ontology annotation, biological process: cellular response to unfolded protein; protein refolding. Bases 127 to 2127 code for a protein of 666 amino acids.